Molecule: messenger RNA, 4780 nt
Organism: Cryptotermes secundus
Lineage: Eukaryota; Metazoa; Arthropoda; Insecta; Blattodea; Kalotermitidae
Exons: 11
Coding region: 974-4372 (1132 amino acids)
Biological process (GO): lipid metabolic process
Molecular function (GO): lipase activity
Source: RefSeq, a predicted model, not a curated record
CGAUCGUCUCUUUUUUUUAUUCCAACUGAGUUUCAUAAUUAUUAUUAUUAACCCUUGUUUCUUCAGCUAUAGUUUUACCUUCUAAAGUGAUGUGUAGUGUCGGUUAGUGUGGAAACAGAGCUGUCGUACAGUCUGUAAUCUGUAAUCAUAUAAGUUAGAGCACUCCAGCGACGCAGAAUUUUAUACGAUGAACUUAGUUUUGCUGUUAUUCUUGUUUGUGGCAGCGGUUCAAGACAGUUGAAAGAAGCUGGGAUGUCAGCUUAUAUCGCGGUUAUGACGCCCAGCAAAGCAGUGCAAUCUAGCGGUGUGGGCCUACCAGCAGGAGAAAGUCUUCAUUCUACCAGCGACUCCGCUGCUAGAUAUACCCCUACCACAUAACGGAGAACGCAGACCUAGCCUACUAAGUUAACGCAUAAGUAGGUUUCUUGGCCUGAGCUUCAGUUCCAGUAGUUUGUUGCUAGAACCUGACGCUAUCGUACUGCUGCGAGUCUGUGGCUGUUAUGGGCAUGAUUCUGCAGACAGGGUUAGCAUGACGUAGCGGCUACAGGGAUACAAAGACAACAUUUGUGACAGUUAAACUAGAAACAAUUGAAAAUCUAAGUGCACGCGGACACUGUGGAAUGAUAAAGAAAACAAUUGAAUUCUGUAACAACAUUCGUAUAAAAAUGGCGUAAAUGCCACCAGACAUGAACAAGAGACAGAUAACAGAGAUGAUAUUGAAAUACAUUAUUUUAUUUAAGAGUUUUAAUAGGUAGAAGAAGAAUGUAAAAAAAAAGAAGAAAUUUAAUGCCGGACAGUUUAAGAAAUUAGAAAUCGUUUUGUCGGAAAUAUUAAAAGUGGUGUUUAUUAUUGAAAAGCGACAGUGGCGCCUCAGGUCGUUGAGUGGGUCGACGGUGACACUGCUGUGACCUGAGAUCUACUUCAGUUGACCUUGGACGAGCUGAUAAGAGGUCAGAAGUUCAGCUACACAACAAUGACCUCUGGUGUUCAUAUCGUAGUGCUGGUGACUUUUCUUCAGUUUACGUGCAUAUGGGAGCGCGCGUCUGCAGGGGGAACUCCCUGGGCCACUCCUGAUCAGGAGGCCUUGGAUGAAGUGCGAGAUGCCGAGAUAUUGAAGGCCGUGGUGACCUCAAUGCAAGAAUGGCAUAAACGACACGUUUCUCAUAGGAGGAAACGCGCCGAAUCGUCUGUGUGUUACCCAGAAGUGGGCUGUUUCCAGGACUCGGGGCCCUUUGGGUACCUGGAUAUGCUCCCGUCUCCCCCCGAGGAGGUUUCGACAAGGUUCUUCUUGUACUCGGGCCGCGCCCGCGGGAACUCACCUGUCAUGGACGUCCCCUUCACUAACCUGACAGCCGUUUGGCCUUGGGCCGGUAAGGCCUUCAACUUGUCCGCGCCAACCAAGGUCAUAGUUCACGGCUUUGGUGGCUCCUGCAAUAAUGUCUGGGUUUACGAGAUGAGGUCUGCCCUGAUGACAGUGGAAGAAUGCAACGUGAUCUGUGUUGACUGGGAGGCGGGAGCUGUGAUUCCGAACUAUGUUCGGGCUGCAGCCAACACGCGGCUCGUGGGCAAACAGCUGUCCAUGUUACUCGCGGGACUGCACGGGCAUCUGGGGCUGCCUUUCCACAACGUCCAUGUGAUUGGGUUCAGUCUCGGCGCACAUGUAGCUGGUUUCGCUGGGGCAGAACUCAAAAAUCUCAGUCGCAUUACAGGACUGGAUCCUGCCGCACCCUUAUUUGAAAGUCAAGAUCCACGUGCUCGUUUGGAUUCAACCGACGCCAUGUUUGUUGACGUAAUUCAUUCGAACGGCGAGAACCUAAUCCUUGGAGGUCUCGGUUCGUGGCAACCAAUGGGGCAUGUUGAUUUCUACCCGAACGGAGGGCGAAUGCAGAAAGGGUGUACCAACCUCUUUGUUGGUGCUGUAACUGAUAUUCUUUGGUCUGCAUCCGAUGUGGAGGGGCGGAGCCUUUGUAAUCACAGACGAGCGUACAAAUUCUUCACCGAUUCUGUCUCCCCACGCUGCCACUUCCCCUCAUUCCCCUGUGAAUCUUAUGACAAGUUUCUGGAAGGGGAAUGCUUCCCCUGUAAUGACGACCGGAAGUGUGGCAACAUGGGUUUCUAUGCAGACCGUUCGAACGGCAGGGGAACGCUGUUCCUUGUAACGAGGGACGAAGAACCGUUCUGUGCGCAUCAGUAUCACGUGAGGGUAGAGAGUUCUCCCAACCCUGUUCCAGUCACGAGCUACGGCAAGAUUCAGUUAACGCUAAUUGGGAACUCCGAUAUCAACGAGACCUUCACUCUUACGCAGAAAGAUGAUGAGGAACUCAAAGUGGGGGGUUCUCUGGCGCGCAUCGCCGUGCCACAUCCGGUUCUGCAGGAGCCGAAGGGUGUGCAGAUCAUGUACUCUGCUUACAGCGGGUGGAUAUCCAGCGGUCUCGCCUCAUGGAACGUCGACAAAGUCACCCUCACCGACAGCUUCGGCAAGAGUAUGUCUGUCUGUAAGAAAGGUUUAGCCCUGGAAUCUGGCAUUCCAGUGAACCUGCCCCUCUACCCCGGCGAAUGCAACCCGCCCAAGGAUCUUGCUGUCGGCGACAAAGUCAACUGGACCACCUCUGCUCUUUCUACAGUGUCCUUCCAGCCAGCUGGAACUGAAACUGAACAUAAAAAUCCAAUUAAACAGUCUUCAACGCUCACGCCAUCAAAUAGCACAGAGAACUUUACAAAGUACGCCCCAACACUUGUUGUUAAGAUUGGAGAUGAGCUAAUUAAAGAGGACACUGCGAGCAAAAGUGCUCAAAACGUGGACAGUAAGUUAGAUUCUCUUGUGGAUGCUGCAAGUCUAGUGACGCCCCAGGCACUGGAAAGUCUAUCUUGGCAACCAAUAGAUUACCUUGACAACAGCAACGCUAACAGUUUGGAUGGUACACACAACAAGAGGGAAAAUUCUAGGUCAUUUGGCACACCAAUUACAAGAGUUGGUAUCCACGACAGAACUUCAGCAAACCAUUCAGUAAGUGAAGUUAAUAAAAACAUUACUGCAUUGAAACGUAAUAUAUCCAGCAGCCUAAAUUGGUCUGAAAUAGUUUCAGACAACCCCAAAACUAAAGAAUCAAUUUUAAUUCAUUCUUCAACAUCCAGUCCACCUGUCUGGCCCAGGGAGGGGACUCCAACAACGUCAACGAAAGAUGUGUUAGCAAAAAUAAACUCAACUUCUGACUCACAUCUUCACAGUAAACCAGAAAUAACUGAACCAGUAUUAAAUCCAAAAACAACCACAGCAACACGUUCAAAACUGGUUAAAGCUCGAGAAAUUUCAAGUACAGUUUCGGGAAAUUAUCAUGAACGUGACAUGAAAUGGAUGCCUGCAUUGGACCUCAAUCCGCCACCAAUAGGUAAUGGUCAAACAUGGCAACAUUGGGUUUCUGAAACCACAGCUCCUAGCAGUGCAAGUCUUAUUACUGCAGCCCCAGUUUCGGAAGACAAAUCAUAUGAUACGUUUGCUUCAUCAAAUGAAACAAAUGGAGAAGGUGGAAGACUGACAAUUACACCCACAACAACGAAUUCAAAAAAGUCUCAUUCAUUACCAAUAACAAUUCAAUUCUUUCCUCAUCGUUUAGCAGCCAUAUUGGCACAAGCUGAACGCUAUGCUAGGCUAACAUUCUCAUUCCCCAUGGCAGCAAUAAGUAAACUGGGUUAUUACAAGUCGCCUUCCACGGAUCCACCAGAAAGCGACCAGGACACUUCUGCUUCGAGCAAUGUGCUCUACAGACUCAAUACACAGUUUCUUUCAGAGAGUUCAGAAGAUUCAAACAGAGAGAAUCCCAGUCGUCAGACUCUGAGAAGACCGAAACACUUCACAACAGCAAGACCUAUUGUGGGAAAUGUAAAUACGAAGCCAAGUAGUCAAUAUGCAUCCAGCAGUUCUGAGAAACUGAGUCUCAAUAACAGGAAAACAGUUUCAACACCCGUUAUCGCUGAAUCCUCUUACAACAGCCAAAUGAAGGAAGCUCCAAUUCUGCAGCCUAGAUUGGACUUCUUUGACAAUUCACCUCAGAUGAAAGAUACAAAACAAAAGUUUCAUAUUUUUGUACCCUACACGUAUGCAUAUGUCUCUGAUGAUGACCAGGAUGGUACAGAAGAUUCUGAAAUGGCUCGCUAUAUCCCGUUACUGAGGUAUCCUUACAUGACUCAUAAUGGUAAAUAUGACAUCUGGCAGAGCUAUGGUAGGACAAACAGCAACGACAGUCAGAACUCGUCUGAAAAACCUGAAGCUAGUAUCAAAGUUAAACAGUUUAAUGGCGAUAAAGAUGAUGAUACAGUUUACAAGAAAUACUUUAGCAUAUUUCAUCAAUACCCAACAAUAACAGAAAGAUGAUUUUGACGGAUAAUUACACUGAAUUACAGUGGCUGACAGAUCAACAUAAACCCCAGCUACAAUUUCUGUGGCUUUCUCUGUUUCUCUCUUUAUAGUGGACACAGAAACAAAAUUAUUCAUGUGUUUAUAGGAUCUAUGUUAUGAAAUGCCAUGUGUACACACACAAAUUUUGUGAGAAAAGUAAUAUGUAUGGACACAAUCCUCUGGGAUGUGCUGUGUUAUAGUCAGUAGAAGUUCUGUAAUUAUUGUUUGCAUCCUGUUGUGUGUUACUAUAUAGUAUUAUAUACAACCGUCAACACAACAAGUUCGUAAGAAAUAAAGCAAUAUUACUGCAUUAAAAUUAAUUUAUUAUGUAUAUUGUUACAUGUUUCGAUCCAGGUGGAGCAUUAACAGGCAGUUUUCAUGAGG